GUCACUCAGUAGUGUCAUGGAGGUAACAUGGCCGAGGAGACGCGCCUAGUUCGCGUUGAAGAGAGACUAAGGAUUAAAAUCGGUGAAGCAAAAAAUUUACAAAGUAGAAGUCAUGGAUCUCCAGGUACUAGAGAUGUAUACUGUGCGUUGUCUCUUGACCAGGAAGAAAUAUUCAGAACGACGACCAUGGAAAGGACGCUUAAUCCUUUCUUCGGGGAGGAGUUUCAGUUCGAGGUACCCCGCAAAUUUCGAUACCUUGGUAUUUAUGUCUACGAUAGAGAUAGGCACUUAAAACAAGACAAAAUUCUGGGAAAAGUAGCAAUAAAGAGAGAAGAUUUAACUACGUAUCAUAAUAAAGAACAUUGGUUCCCAUUAAAACCAGUUGAUGCUGAUUCUGAAGUACAAGGCAAAGCUCAUUUAGAACUCGCUUUGCAACCACAAGUUGGACACAUUCAACCUAAACUUACAGUCAGAGUAAUAGAAUGUAACGAUUUAACUAUUAAAAAUGGUGGCUGUGAUCCAUUCGCAACUGUUACCGUCAUCUACAGUAAUGGCAAACAAAUAUCAAAGCGUACUAAAGUUAAGAAAAAAACUGUAUCGCCCUACUUCAAUGAGACAUUUGUUUUUGAGCCAGAGUUAAUGGAAUAUAAAGACAAAGAUGUAUCUCAUUACUCUAUCGAUGGAGGAGAAGUUGGUGAAGUUGUUGUUGGCUUAUGGCAUGCGUCUCCUGGUAUGGGAGAACAACCUGCAUUUUUAGGAGAAGUGCGUGUUACAUUAAGAGGACUUCAAAAGCAACCAACUAGUACAACGACUGCUUGGUAUUUCCUUCAACCAAGAGCAGCAAAACAUAGACCAAAUAAAAUUUCAAGUAAUUCAACUCCACCUGGUACUCUUCCAGGAUUAGGAUCUUUACGUUUAAAAAUACAUUAUACAGCCGAUCAUGUUUUCCCUUCUGUAGUGUAUGAGAGAUUACGAACGUUAUUAUUACAAAGUGUUAAUGUUCAACCAAUAACAUCAUCUGCUGUAUAUAUUUUGGGUGAAAUUGUGGCUUCUAAAAUGGAAGCUGCACAACCUUUAGUUAGAGUGUUAGUUCAUCAUGGACAAUUAGUAUCUGUGAUGCGAGCACUUGCAAGUCAUGAAAUUUCUAAACUAACAGAUCCGACAACUAUUUUUCGCGGUAACACAUUAGUCAGUAAAAUGAUGGAUGAAGGAAUGCGAUUAGCUGGUCUUCAUUAUUUACAUAGUACAUUAAGACCUGCCAUGGAACAGGUUUUUUUGGAAAGGAAACCGUGCGAAAUAGAUCCUACGAGAGUAAAGGAUGCAAAUACGAUACAAACAAAUUUAGCAAAUCUAAAGGAAUACGUAGAAAGAGUAUUCACGGCUAUAACAACAUCCGGUGUAAGAUGUCCGCCAUUGAUGUGCGAAAUGUUCUGGUGUUUACGAGAACUCGCUGCAACUCAUUUUCCAAAGAAUAAAGAAGUACGUUACUCGGUUAUAAGUGGUUUUAUUUUUCUUCGAUUUUUCGCACCUGCGAUAUUGGGACCAAGAUUGUUUGACAUCACUACGGAACAAAUUGAUUCUCAAACGAAUAGAACGUUAACAUUGAUAUCUAAAACAAUACAAAGUUUAGGAAAUUUAGUGAGUUGCAGAGGAGGAGCUGGUAGUGUUUGUAAAGAAGAAUAUAUGGAAUGUGUAUAUAGAGAAUUUUAUACGGAAAGACAUAUACAAGCUGUUAAACAAUUUUUGGAACUAAUAUCGACUAGUAGCAGUAGCGGUGCUACGAAACAACGACCUACGAUGUUGCAAGAACAACCUGUGGUGCUAAAAGAAGGAAUAAUGAUCAAAAGGGCUCAAGGUAGAAAAAGAUUUGGUAGAAAAAAUUUUAAACAAAGAUACUUCAGAUUAACUACUCAAGAUUUAACUUACUCCAAAACGAAAGGUAAAGAACCUUUAUGUAAAAUUCCAUUAGAGGAAAUACUCGCGGUUGAAAGGUUACACGAAGAUUCUUUCAAGAUGAAGAAUAUGUUUCAAAUAGUACAACCUCAAAGAGCAUUGUACGUUCAAGCAGGUAAUUGCGUGGAAGAAAAAGAAUGGAUCGACAUACUCACAAAAAUAUGUCACACGAAUAGUAAUCGAUUAGAAAAGUAUCAUCCUAGCGCGUAUAUCAAUGGUCAUUGGCUUUGUUGUCGCGCAGCAUCAGAAGUAGCACCAGGAUGUAGUGAAGUGUCACCAGGUAUAGAAGCUGGUUUACGUAUGGUUCUAGAUCCGGACAGAGAUUUACAAAGGAUACAUUCAUUGAUUUUCACCAAUAUGCCUCGUCUUGAAACAUUAAUGAGUGCAUGUGAGUGUCAGGCAGUGUAUGGGGCGAGUGAUAUGUGUGUGAUACCAGGUGGAGGAUCUCUUAUUGAAGACGUUCCAUCUUGUUUUAAAACUUUAAAUGCGUUGAGAGAUGCAGCAUAUCUUUUGCAACACGAACAUAGGGCUUACUUUAGAAGAGUGGCCCGUGACACCAAAUAUGGAAGCAAACAAGCACCAAUUGGCGACGACAAUUACCUCCAUUUAGCUGCCAGAGCCGGUUUCGAUAGUCAGCUAACUAAACGUGCUUACGAAACGGAUAGUUUGAAUCAACGCAGUUGCACGGACUCAGAUCAUUGCUACGAUAUUGGAUUUUCUAGACGAAUAGAAGAUCGAAGAUACGACGAUACGCUAAGGAAAUGUCUAGAUUCAGACUCCAUCAAUCGUAGGUAUGAGAAUGAAAGUAAUUUGUUAAGGCGGUACGAUAGUAAUACCGAUACUAUUAAAAGUAUACAAAAUGAUCUCAAAAAAUUUGAUCAUAGUUUAAACAAUACGUUAAGAUCUGAUAAAUCUGAAAGAAAUGCUAAUGAAAAUAUGGAAAAUCGUAAAAGACUUGAUAACUCGGCUUUGUUGGCGAUAGACGGUGUUAAUCUGUCGGGUACACUUUCAAGAAAGUUAAAUAAUUAUGAUAAUACUAGAAAACUAGAUGAAUGUACAUUGACAAGAAGAAUAAGGGACGACAUAAGUGACAUAUCCUGUACUGCUAUGAGCGAACGUGGCAAUCAUUAAUUUAUCUCUUGUGUAAUAUAAAGAAUAUACAUGCUCUACGUUCCUAGGACACAUUUUUAGGAAACUUUGUCCGUGCAUUCGCAUUAGUUAGAUUUCAAGAAGAAAAAGAAGAAGAGAUGGCAGUCGAAUUCAAACUCCGAUUAUAAUAAUAUAAGGCUAUA
This is a messenger RNA of Polistes dominula (European paper wasp), 3245 nucleotides long. It is a transcript of the gene RasGAP1, whose product is annotated as Ras GTPase activating protein 1. Gene Ontology annotation, biological process: regulation of GTPase activity; intracellular signal transduction. NCBI's taxonomy places the organism in Eukaryota, Metazoa, Arthropoda, Insecta, Hymenoptera, Vespidae. The record is from RefSeq and is a predicted model, not a curated record.